GAGUGAGUUCCAACUUAAUUCAACGCCAAAAUGCGUCUCCUGCUAGUGUUAACUUCAUUACUAUCACAUUCUUUCGCAAGUGCAACAGUAAGCGAUGGUCGAAUUGUUGGGGGUCACGACAUUACCAUCGAGGAAGCACCUUACCAAAUUUCUCUACAGGACAAUGACGCACAUUCUUGUGGAGGUUCCAUUAUAUCACCCAGUUAUAUAAUCACUGCUGCACAUUGUACCCAAGAAACCACCGAGGACCAGUUGUCAGUUCGAGCCGGUACUUCAACUCGAGAGGAUGGUGGUCAAGUACUAGAAGUCAAAAAAAUUUACAAUCACCCCAAAUAUAAUACUGAAAAUGGAGUUCCAGAUUACGACAUAGCUAUUCUAGAAUUAUCAACGAAUUUGGAGUUGGGAUUUCAAGUGGCUGUCAUAAGUCUUCCAAGUCAAAAUCAAGAAUGGCCAGCGGGCACUGAUGCCUUCAUUACUGGCUGGGGGUUGCUACAUGAAGGCGACAACACACUUCCUGUUAAUUUACAGGGUGCUACUGUUCAACUCACUGAUGAGAACGUAUGUGCAGAAAGCUAUAGUGGGUUGAUCACCGAAAGGAUGUUUUGUGCUGGGGUUGAUGGAGGUGGAGUCGACUCCUGCCAAAGUGAUUCUGGCGGUCCACUACAAGUGGAUGGUAUUUUAGCAGGAAUUGUUUCAUAUGGGUUUGGUUGUGCCCUGCCUGAUUCUCCUGGAGUCUAUACCAAUGUUAGCGUUGUUUUAGAUUUUAUUAACGAAAUUACCGGUUUAGGAGGAAGGUGGUAAAUUCGGCUACUUAACCGCAUAAUUUCAAAAAAAAAUUGAGAAACUACGGGUUUGCUUAUCAGUUAGUAGAUAUUUAUCGUUCUAGGUGUAAUUUUACUGAAUAGGUAUCUGAAGCAUUACAGACAUGUGACAAUAUUUUUAAAAACGAUAACACAAAUGAAUUCAGCGAGGUGGUUUCUACCACGGGAAGGAGUACUUUCGUGGAAACAUCAACUUAAUUUAAUAAUUAAUUGUAUUUUAACAAUAAAAAUAACAAAAAAUAAAUUUAAUGAAAUAAACAAUAUGUUCAUAUGUUUAAAA
Messenger RNA from Zophobas morio, 1101 nucleotides. Its product is annotated as trypsin-7-like. Gene Ontology annotation, molecular function: serine-type endopeptidase activity. The record is from RefSeq and is a predicted model, not a curated record. Lineage: Eukaryota; Metazoa; Arthropoda; Insecta; Coleoptera; Tenebrionidae. Gene Ontology annotation, biological process: proteolysis. The transcript has 3 exons. Bases 31 to 801 code for a protein of 256 amino acids.